Molecule: messenger RNA, 741 nt
Organism: Amoebophrya sp. A25
Lineage: Eukaryota; Dinophyceae; Syndiniales; Amoebophryaceae
Source: the annotation of a GenBank genome assembly
AUGAAGCAUUGCAAAAACAAGUUGUUCUUGACGAGUUGCAUUCAAAGUUUGCGAGUGAGCGCUUACCGCUCGUUCAGCGGAUCGCUCAGCAAGCAAGCGGCAGUGCAUUUUUCCUGCGUGGAUCUCCAAGUCAUGAUUUGUGGCCUCAAAUCCCCGAUCACUCUUUGGAUUUGGUCUUCGUAAACGACCUAGUCUUGGAUCCGCAAUUCGGCAGUGGGAACCUAUGGGACGGUGAUUCCGGUGAUGGGGCAGCUGGUAGUACCUACAACCCGAAUUUCGCGAAGGACCCUAACCAUCCAAAUGCGGGAAUCCAGAUUCGUGGCGACUACGUGUCCGACCGCGUGGCCUCCAUCUUUGCGCUGUGGGCGCAGAAGGUGAAGUACGGUGGAAUUAUGGCAGGCGCAGGCCUACUAGGGAAACAGAUGGUGGAGGCAGUGUGUGAUUUUCGCACCGCAAAUGAGGUGCACGUCAUCGGGAAUGGCGUAUUCUGGUGGUAUGUUGAACCGCCGGAUGAGUGAGUAUCUUCCGCAAAUCCUUGUCACGUAGUUAGCAGAUCAACAUCUGAUUCUCAUGUCAUCAAAGUCUAUGUCUAUGAUUUCGGUCUCCGCCGUCCUCAGCUGCUUGAUGUGAACAUCGCAUUCAUCGGAUCAUGGUUGAUUAUGCGAGUCGCAUGUGACCCCGCACCGUUGAUAUAAUCUUUCAUGUGGUUGUUGUCUGGAGCAAACUGAGAUUUCAUCAGUG